GCCUUAGCUGCUUGCUCUGAUAACCGUUUCAAAGAACUGGUGGAUAAAGCUACUUCUCCAGCUAACAUUUUUAUCUGCUCACGGAAAAGAAAAGAAUCAGCAGUAGAGAUACUAUCUACUUUUCUACUGAUUGAUUUCCUCGAAGCAUCUUUUGUGUCACUAAACAUAACUUUGCGUUGUGAUGAUUUUGUUGAUGAAGCAGCUAAGCAUCCCUCUCCCCUUGUUCCUUUUGUAAUCCUUGACUAUAUCAUCAAGACUUACGGCAUCUCCCUUACCAUCCAUAGAAACUUCAGAAUCAAUACUUCCAGCUUCUUCAUCAAUCAUGCUUUCUCGUUUUCUACCAGGCAAACAAUGGAUUUUGUUUUCAGUACCUCAUCUUCUCCGAAUGAAUGCCUGCGCCUGUGGCUUAGCUUUUCGAGGAUAUCUGGUUGGAGAGUAGUUUUGGUUGAAACCAAGAUUAAC
Molecule: messenger RNA, 462 nt
Organism: Striga asiatica
Lineage: Eukaryota; Viridiplantae; Streptophyta; Magnoliopsida; Lamiales; Orobanchaceae
Source: the annotation of a GenBank genome assembly